AUGCCGCCGCCAGCGCCACUCGCAGGGGCUAGCGCGCCGCCCAGUGCCCGCGCGUGCACUUCCGCCCUCCGCCCCUCGUGCGCGCGCUGGUAUCCGCGGAGCCACGCGCGGCCUUUCCCCACCGGGCGCAGGUCAACCCGUGCGUUGGACUCAAGCGCGCAGCUGGCGCAUCACCGCUGCGCGCCACUGCGGGCGUUCGUUGGGAGGGAAAGAGGGUCUGCAGGACACGGCGCGGGGAGAAGCCUAGCAGCAGGCGGAAGAAGCGCGGUCUGGGGGAGACCGAGCGGGAAAUGUGGCGGAAGAGUGGGGGAGCUAGUGCGGUGCGAGGCAAGAGGGGGUGAUGCGGUUAGCAGGGGGGGUGGCGGGCGAGGCGGAGGGGGAGGUGGGGGCACAGGAAGUGGUGGGUACAGGUCGUUGGAGGAGCUGGCUAACAGCGUGGAGGCUUGCUUCUUCGAGGUGCGCUGCCCAUGGACGCUGCAGCCUCCUCUGCCAGCAUUCGUGCGCCCUCUCCCACACCCCCUUCACAACGUCUCCUGUCUCCCCCUUCCUUACUCCCCCUUCCCUGGCACGCCCUUGCCCACACGCCCCCCACGUGUGUGGUGCGAGCAGGUGUGUGUGAGCAACAGCGGGCGGCCAGCAGCGAUGGCACUGCACGACCUCGCGGCUGCUGCGGCUGACGCCUUCCUCGCCGGCCACUCACUGCAGCGCCUGCUGCUGCAACUGCAGUACGGGGGAGCGGAGGAGGAGGAGUUCAGGAUGAGCGAGGCGGGGUACAGGCUCACGUCCUCCGAGCAGCACUACCGCACACAGUGGAUCAAAACGGUGUACCUGACCAUGUACCGCCUUCACCUGCAGCAGCCUGGCGCCUCCUUCAUCCACAUGCCCUCCUCUCAGCAAAGCCACGGCACUCCCAGCAGAAGCAGCAGCAGCAGCAGCAGCGGAGGUAGCAUUGGGAUGGACGUGAGCCGUGCUGCGCCUGGCCUUGUCCUAGAGGGGCAGAGGACGGGUGAGGAGCAGAGCCUAGUGCACUUCGACCGUGCUCUCGCCACAGCAGGGGCGUCGGGAGGCGUGGCGGCAGAGCGGCGAGUGAUCGCACCGCAGUGGCUGCCUAUCAGCCAGUUGGUGUUGCUCACGUGUAAAGUGGCCAAUGAGAGGCGCGGGCCCCUGUGA
Molecule: messenger RNA, 1170 nt
Organism: Closterium sp. Naga37s-1
Lineage: Eukaryota; Viridiplantae; Streptophyta; Zygnematophyceae; Desmidiales; Closteriaceae
Source: the annotation of a GenBank genome assembly